UAUUACUUGGCAAGGUUUUUAACGAGGCAAUUUCGAAGCGCACGGCUUAGACAAAUACUAUCGACAUGAAAUAUCCAAGGGGGAGUGUUGUAGUAUAUAUGAAACAUGUUGUAUUGUUCAUUAUAUAAAAUGUCUAUGUCAUGUAUAAGAUAAGUAUUUGAGUGAAUAGCAUAGGUAUAGUGACUUGUGAGUCAAGCUUUAUGCCAAUGGGGAACAAGUGUGGCAAUCAUCAUCACAAACCACAAUGUGGAGCUGCAAAUGGAGAUGCCACAAUGGAAGGCUACAAAUGAAGAUGCCAUCAAGUUGUAUCAUUAUUUACUUCAAAUGUAUCCCUAUAAAUACCUCCUAUUGAAUGAAAUGAAACACACACUUGAAUCUCUAUUCCCUCUCUCUCUCUGUCAAUUUUGCUUGUCCUUAAACAGUUUUCAUACACUUUACAUUCAUCUCUCAGUUUUAUUCAAUACCAAAGUUGCUGGGCUGUCAUUCCUUUUGUAUAUAUAGUUGUAUGAUCUUGAUGUUAUUAGUAUGCUUGUAUUAUAAGCGAGCAGUACUAUGUAUUGGACUUCCAGCUUAGUCUGAAUCGCUGAGUUUGUACAAAGAUCCCAUCUUUUCUAUCAGACGAUAUUGAAGAUGCUGAGAAGAAAAAGGACAAAUUAUAAGAGACAAUUACACAUAUAUGUAUAGUGGGCGUGUGACAUGUUGUUAUAUGUGUUACUAUGAUGAAAAUGAUGGAGUACAAUAGACCACUGGUGUGUGCAACCAUGCAGAUAAUUUCAGACAAGGAUCUGAGGGCGGCUGCAUUGCAAUUUUCAAGCAGCAGAAUAGAGGGCCUGAAAUGAUAUUUGCCCAAAUUACCCACAUCCUAAUGAAUGUGGGAGCAACUAAGCAGAAGAAAGGAAGAGGGGAAGAGGGCUAGAAUGGUAUUUCAAUCGUGAUACCAUUCAUUAGCUAAUAUGGUUGUUAUUAUUGUUCUGGAUAGUUUGACUGGUUCACUAUUCAUUAGCCGACAUGAUUUGUAUCGCCCUUUGUAGGUUGUAGCCUGUAGGUUGAUAUGUUUGCUUAUAAAGCAAUGCUUGCGUGGAAGUACAACAAAUUCAUCAUCCCAUUUCCAGCUGUGAUCUUAUCACUCAAGUGGGAAGCAUGGCUGAGGAGAAUCCUUCAGAUGGAGAUGUAAUCACCAAGCAAUACACUGCACCAAAUAGCCGCUCAGCAGUGGCGGGGGUUUCCAAAGAAUGUGAACAAAAUAUAAGCAAGAGCAAGGAGGAUGGAACAAAUACAGUACCAUAUUACAAGCUUUUCUCCUUUGCUGACUCCCUGGAUUACCUGUUAAUGUCUGUUGGUACAAUCAGCGCCAUUGGAAAUGGACUCUGUAUGCCUCUAAUGACCAUUGUCAUGGGAGAUGUGAUUGAUUCAUUUGGAGAAACUAGGAACAUCAAGGAAGUGUCUAAUGCAGUUUCCAAGGUGGCUUUGAAAUUCGUUUACUUGGCUCUGGGGGCUGCUGCUGCAUCAUUUCUACAGAUGUCUUGCUGGAUGAUCACUGGAGAGAGACAGGCUGCACGAAUACGAAGUUUAUACUUGAAAACCAUACUAAGGCAAGAUGUCGGCUUCUUUGAUCAAGAAAUCAACUCUGGGGAAAUUGUUGGAAGGAUGUCAGGUGAUACUGUGCUCAUUCAAGAGGCGAUGGGUGAGAAGGUAGGAAGUUUUAUCCAGUUAGUUGCAACGUUCAUAGGUGGCUUUGGUAUAGCAUUUUUUAAGGGAUCACUUCUCACCCUUGUCAUGAUAUCCUCUAUUCCCCCUCUAGUCUUAUCUACUGCUGUCCUGAACCAUUUCAUAGUCAAAUUGGCGUCCCAUGGACAAGCUGCAAAUUCAGGAGGAGCAAAUGUGGUAGAGGAGACAAUUAGUUCAAUAAGAACUGUUGCAUCAUUCACAGGGGAGAAGCAAGCUAUAUUUAACUAUAACUCCUCCUUAAGUAGAGCUUACAAGUCUGGUGUGCAAGAGGGUUGGGCAUCUGGUUUGGGUCUCGGUGUGGUUAUGCUUAUGGUAUUCUCUACUUUCGCUUUGGCUAUAUGGUUUGGCGGAAUAAUGAUACUUGAAAAAGGAUAUAAAGGAGGAGAUGUCAUCAAUGUGAUUAUGGCUGUGUUGCUUGGCUCAGUGUCGCUUGGGAAAGCAUCUCCUUGCAUUAGUGCAUUUGCUCCUGGACAAGCUGCAGCAUAUAAGAUGUUUGAGACAAUUAACAGAAAGCCGGAGAUAGAUGCAUACAAUACUAAUGGGCGGGUAUUACAAGAUAUUCGUGGAGACAUAGAACUGAGGGAUGUUUAUUUUAGCUACCCCGCAAGAAUGGAUGAGCAAAUAUUCCAUGGAUUUUGUCUCUCUAUACCUAGUGGUGCAACUGCUGCUUUGGUUGGACAGAGCGGAAGUGGUAAAUCAACUGUAAUCAGUUUGAUUGAGAGAUUUUAUGACCCACAGGCUGGUGAAGUUCUUAUUGACGGUGUCAAUCUCAAAGAGUUCCAGCUGAAAUGGAUCAGGCAGAAAAUAGGUCUUGUCAGCCAGGAACCUGUUUUGUUUACUUGCAGCAUUAGAGAUAAUAUUGGCUAUGGGAAGGAUGGUGCAACUACUGAAGAAAUAAGGGCUGCUGCUGAGCUUGCCAAUGCAGCUAAAUUCAUAGAUUUACUCCCUCAGGGAAUAGACACAGUAGUCGGUCAGCAUGGAACUCAGCUAUCUGGGGGACAAAAGCAAAGAGUUGCUAUAGCUAGAGCAAUUCUGAAGAACCCAAGAAUUCUACUUUUAGAUGAAGCCACAAGCGCUCUUGAUGCAGAAUCCGAACGAGUUGUGGAGGAGGCACUGGAUAGAAUUAUGGUGAACCGGACUACUGUCAUUGUAGCCCAUCGCCUGAGUACAGUAAGGAAUGCUGAUACCAUUGCUGUCAUACAUCGAGGAGUAAUUGUUGAGCAAGGACCGCAUUCAGAGCUAACUAAGGACCCUGAUGGUGCAUAUCACCAGCUUAUAAGGUUGCAAAAAAAUAUCACUGUGUCAAAACAUAGUGGUCUAGAUGUCCAGGAUUCUAUCUUACCCUUUGUAAGAGAGGAAUCAUCUCCAAGAAGAAAUAGUAUUCCUUCUGCAAGCGGUAUGCUUGAAACAGCACCUGUAGGGCCUGAUAUUCCUGCUACAGUUCUAUCAAAAGGGCAGCCAAAGUUUUCACUUGGCCAACUUGCUUACCUGAACAAGCCAGAGAUCCCAAUUAUAUUACUAGGGACAAUAGCUGCAUCAGUUAAUGGGGCAGUCUUCCCUGUUUUUGGGAGUUUACUGGCAAGUGUAAUCAAGACGUUCUUUGAGUCACCUCAUGAACUCCGUAAGGAUUCAAAGUUUUGGGCCUUAAUGUUUUUGGUUCUUGGAACGGCAUCUUUGUUGGCCAAUCCAUCAAGAGCAUACCUUUUUGCGGUGGCAGGAUGUAGGCUAAUAAGAAGAGUCCGAGCAAUGUGCUUUGAGAAGGUGGUUUAUAUGGAAGUAAGUUGGUUUGAUGAAGCUGAACACUCAAGUGGUGCAAUUGGUGCAAGGCUUUCUACGGAUGCAGCGUCUUUGAGAGGGCUCGUUGGAGAUGCUCUUGGUUUGGUUGUUCAGAAUACAGCAACUGCAAUUGCUGGGCUGAUCAUUGCUUUUGUUGCAGAUUGGCAACUGGCUCUUAUAAUCCUUGUUCUGUUACCUUUAUUAGGAGUAAAUGGAUAUAUUCAAGUCCAAUUCACGAAAGGAUUCAGUGCAGAUGCAAAGAAAAUGUAUGAAGAUGCGAGCCAAAUAGCCAAUGAUGCUGUGGGGAGUAUUCGGACACUUGCUUCCUUCUGUGCUGAAGAGAAGGUGAUUGAGUUGUACCAGAGAAAGUGUGAAGGCCCUAUUAAGAAUGGGAUAAGACAAGGGAUAGUUACUGGGAUAGGUUUUGGAUUAUCAUUCUUCUUACAGUUUUCAGUGUUUGCCUUAAGUUUUUAUACUGGAGGUCUACUUGUUUCAGCAGGAAAGACAACGUUCUCUGCUGUUUUCCAGGUAACUAUUCUCCUCUGCCUUGUGCUACAAACCUUUACUUACUAUAUUGGCAGCUGUUAUACAUAUACUCAUCCCUCGAGACUCUUUAGCAGUCCAUUGUUAACAGUUUUCUCUCCGCAGGUUUUCUUUGCUCUCACUAUGACUUCUAUCGGACUUGCUCAGUCGACCUCCCUGGCACCUGAUGUAAGUAAAGGAAAGGCUUCUGCUGCUUCAAUAUUCGCAAUACUUGACCGGCAAUCAGAAAUAGACUCUAGUGAUAACUCGGGGAUGACUGUAGAACACUUGAAGGGAGAAAUUGAAUUUCACCAUAUCAGUUUCAAGUAUCCUAGUAGACCUAAUGUGGAAAUUUUCAACAAUCUUUGCUUGACCAUUAGUCAUGGCAAGACAAUUGCUCUGGUUGGUGAAAGUGGAAGUGGGAAAUCAACAGUGAUAUCAUUGAUUCAAAGAUUUUACGACCCUAAUUCAGGUCACAUUACAUUGGAUGGAAUUGAGAUCCAGAAACUGCAAUUGAAAUGGUUGAGACAGCAAAUGGGGCUGGUGAGCCAGGAGCCUCUGCUGUUUAACGACACUAUCCGAGCCAACAUUGCAUAUGGAAAAGAUGGAGAGGCAACCGAGGCUGAAAUUAUAGCUGCAGCAGAACUGGCAAAUGCUCACAAGUUUAUUAGUAGUUUACAACAUGGUUAUGAUACAAUAGCAGGAGAGCGAGGAGUCCAACUGUCUGGUGGACAGAAGCAAAGAGUAGCUAUCGCGCGAGCUAUAAUGAAGGCACCAAAGAUAUUACUGCUAGAUGAAGCGACCAGUGCUCUUGAUGCUGAAUCCGAACGAGUGGUUCAAGAUGCGUUAGACCGAGUAAUGGUGGACCGAACCACAGUUGUGGUUGCUCAUCGGUUAUCAACAAUCAAGCGUGCAGAUUUGAUUGCAGUUGUGAAAAAUGGAGUCAUUGCAGAGAAAGGGAAGCAUGAAACUUUGAUCAAUAUCACGGAUGGCAUUUAUGCUUCUUUGGUAGCAUUACAUGCAACUGCCUCUUCUUAGAUAGCUUCAUGUUCUUGUCAGUUAAUGUAGCAAAAGUAGCUAGUGAAGGUAAAGCAACAU
Rosa rugosa (rugosa rose) is the source of this 5124-nucleotide messenger RNA. RefSeq names its product ABC transporter B family member 11-like. The coding region runs from base 1141 to 5064 and encodes 1307 amino acids. NCBI's taxonomy places the organism in Eukaryota, Viridiplantae, Streptophyta, Magnoliopsida, Rosales, Rosaceae. Gene Ontology annotation, molecular function: ATP binding; ATP hydrolysis activity; ABC-type transporter activity. Gene Ontology annotation, biological process: transmembrane transport. Gene Ontology annotation, cellular component: membrane. The transcript is spliced from 12 exons. The record is from RefSeq and is a predicted model, not a curated record.